Messenger RNA from Lithohypha guttulata, 3771 nucleotides. RefSeq names its product Transcriptional activator spt7 (gene SPT7). Gene Ontology annotation, biological process: regulation of transcription by RNA polymerase II. The transcript has a single exon. Lineage: Eukaryota; Fungi; Ascomycota; Eurotiomycetes; Chaetothyriales; Trichomeriaceae. Gene Ontology annotation, cellular component: SAGA complex; SLIK (SAGA-like) complex. Gene Ontology annotation, molecular function: protein binding; structural molecule activity. Bases 1 to 3771 code for a protein of 1256 amino acids. The record is from RefSeq and is a predicted model, not a curated record.
AUGGCGACAUGGCUACCGGCAUCCAACAGCACUUAUCAUCACCGCCCUUCAGAUGAUGAUUAUUCGCAUAAAAUGCACAAUGGCUUGUUGAAAGCGCAUCCUCCUCAUCCUCCAUCGCGACCGCAUACUCCCAAUUUCUCGUCGGCCAAAUUGCGUACCCUCAAUGGUAGCGCACCCCAGUCCGCCCCGGAUCCUGAGCCACCAGUUGAGGAGGAUCCCCAAGUUCUCAAGUUCAGAGCCAUCUAUGAAGAGACACAAGCAAAGAUUGCAUCACUCUUCACCAGUACUGGUGAUCUGAUCGUGUCUGGGAAGCGCAAACUGCCCGAGUCCUUUGAUCCUGCCGAGUCUGCUGCCCAGAUCCCUGAUGUCGUUGCGCCCGAAGUUCAAACUCAAUCGCAACCUCAAACCUCCAUACCACUAUCAAAGAAAAGGAAAUUGGACGACGACUAUGACGAUUACGAUGACGAGGACGACGACGAGGACGACGCUGCCGCCUCACCACUCAAGGGAAAGUCCAACAAGGUCUUGAUAGUCUCCGACCCCAACCGUCACGCAACCCCUGUACCUCGUCCGAUCCCUCCCUCUCGGCCUGCCUCGGAAGCUUCGAAGGCUGAAAGUGCGAAGCAGAAGCAAGAGAAACCAGAAGAUGCGCGCAAGAAGCUGGAAGAGGCCAAGCGCCUCGAGACUGAAACUGUCAAGGACAUGUCUCGCCAAUAUUUCUUUACCCUGGAGAACGAUCGGGAUGCUAUGCUCGACCAACAGCGGCUGGACGAAGCUGAGAGACGCGCUGAGGCAGAAGCAGAGGGCAAUGCAAAUCGCGCCAGUGUUGUACCUCAGCAGGGCAGUCUUUCCAGCGCCAACUUGGGCGCAAGCAGUCUAACCCUCAAGAACCUGAUCGCUCGUAUCGACAUGUACCGCUCUGAAGUCCAAGCCAGCGAAUCUGAACUACGCGCUUUGAUGAGCGAAGUCCGCAAGAACAGGAGCAAGUGGGCCAGCGAGGAGAAAGUCGGACAGGAAGAGCUGUACGAAGCUGCUGAGAAAGUGCUCAAUGAAAUGAAAGCCCAGACCGAACAUAGUGGUCCAUUCUUGCAACCUGUGAAGAAGAAAGACGCUCCGGAUUACCAUGCCGUUGUCAAGCUACCCAUGGAUUUGGGCACCAUGACCAAGAAGCUCAAACAGAUCAGCUACAGGUCUAAGCAGGAUUUUGUCGACGAUCUCCAUCUAAUCUGGACCAACUGCCUGAAGUACAACAGUGCCCCCGACCAUCCUAUGCGCAAACAUGCCCUCUUCAUGCGUAAAGAGACUGACAAGCUUGUGCCCCUUAUACCUGAAAUCGUGAUCAAGGAUCGUGCAGAGAUAGAAGCCGAGGAGCGCAAGCAAAGGAUAGCAAACGGCGAGCUUGACGACAACGUCGAGGACUCCGACGACGAUCAGCCGAUCAUGGCUUCUCGAGGAAGGACUGCACCUGGAAAGAAGCCAAUGAAUAGCAGUAAAGCUCCUAGUGCCAGUAGGAAGACAGUCCAUGGACAAGACUCGACACCUGCUCCGGAGACGAAGCCUUCCUUGUCUCAAUCGAAUCCAACCAUGAAUGGCAUGCGUGCCGACAGCGAAGCUGAUGUUGGAAGUCAGGGUCACAGUACACCGCCACCAGGAACUUUGACGCCUACAGGCCUGGAAAGAGGUGCCGGUUCCGUUAUCGAUGCCGCCAGUGAGGUGCCUGAUUCUGAGAUUCCUGGCUUGCCCUUUGCUGGUACACCUCCUGAAGUUGAAGACGAAGAUUACAGCUUAUGGAAGCAAAAGACCAAGAAAGAUCGAGCCACAAUCGCUGCCGCCAGACACAGGCUUUUCCGAGGUGACAAGCUCAACACCGAUGAGGAAGCUUUAUUGCGCAGUAAAGCUGGUAUGCGCCGUUGGCAAAGGCUUCAGCAGAACUCACUCUCUGCUCCUGGUUUUGACUCCGAGGAGGGUAACCAGCAACCUCAAACUGGACCUACAUUAGCCGAGGGACUCGAACCAGAAGAGGAAUCAGUGUUACCGGACUACUACGAUCCAUUGUCUGCUAUUCCCGACCUCAACCCUAGCUUACGCUGGGAGACUGAUGCAGAAGGACAAUUGAUCGAUCAGAAUGAAGAGAAUCUUCGUCUCUUUCCUGCAGGUCAAUUUACUGCGCCCCAGUCACGAUUUUCGCAAAAAAUGUACGAGAAUAUGCGUCAGAUCCAAGAGACACGCAAAGUAGUAAGCAAAAUCGGCAUAGUCAAGCAAAUGCAGUUGCAGGCUCAAGUGUAUCAAAACCAGUUUCAGAAGUACGAGCCGGCUCCUUUCUUCGAGGAAGAUGUGAAGGAUGUUGUUGUUGCGGACGAUGGCCCUUUAAUGGCGCCAUGGGUUACGAAAGCUGCUCUUACACGAACUAUUGGAGAGGUCUUCUUUCAUGCCGGUUUCGAGGAGUUCCAGCCUAGCGCUAUCGACGUCGUGGCAGAUCUCACCGCAGAUUUUUUCAAGAAUCUUGUCUCAAAUUUUAGUAAUUACCUUACCGAGGAGAAAAUCAGCGUUCCUGUCGAGGAAGUGGUCCCAGCUACGCUGCCACGACCAACAGCGACAGUCAACAAAGACCAGAAAACAGUCCUCCGACCUGCGGUCAACAAUGAGGAAGCCAUCCUGCAUGCACUGCAUGAGAGUGGCCUUUCUAUCAACGACCUUGAUUACUAUGCUCAUGAGGAGAUGGAUCGUACGAGCACGAAACUUCAGACCAUGUUCGACCGUAUGCGUAGCCAUUAUGCCGACCUGCUCAAGCCUGCGAUGUCCGAUGAUACCGCCACAGGCAGCGGCUCAUUUGAUUCUGGAGAGCAGUACGUUGGAGGUGAUUUUGCAGAUGACCUUGGUGAAGACUUCUUUGGCUUCAAAGAGCUUGGACUCGAUAAGGAGUUUGGCCUUGUCAAUCUGUCUGUACCCUUGCACUUGCUGCACAACAGGCUUUCCACCGCCGCACAACAAGCUAGCAAUACUGGUGAUACCACAGAAAAGAUCUUUGUGCCGCCGCCACCAUACCCACGAGUCAAUGUUGAGAACAUCGAGCGCGAGGUCGGGUUGGUUAGGGAGCACUUCCGGAAACUUCUCAAGCAAAACGGUGACAGGCCACUGCCCGAGGACCAGGACUUGCCUGUCAAACAAAGGAAGGGAUAUGGGAGAGCACGUGUUCCUGCCACGGGCAAGAUCGAGGGCAAGGCCGUGGGAGGCAGUCCCCAGAAGAAAGCUCCCGCUUCAACUUCGAAAUCCGACACAAAAGCAGUCAAGCUCUCCCUCACCAAUGGCCUCAAGAAAGACGACCAGAAAGGUCGGAAAGACAGCACUACCAGCAAAGCUGGGGACGUUAACAUGGCCGAUGCUGACGCAGACGCAGAACCAGACCUGGACGUCGAAGUCGACGGCGUCAACGACGAAGAUGAGCAGAAUGGACCACCAACACCCAACCAGGAGCCAGAUGCAAGCCCCGAGAAGAAGACACCGAGCAAGACUAACCUCAAGCAACGGCCUGGUGACAUCCGCAAGAACAGCUCAGUUUCGGUGACCAUGCAAAGGCAGGACUCCGGCCAAGACCGCAGGGACAGCAUGACGAACGGCGACUUUAGUGCGUUCGUCAAUGGAAUGGAUAGUCCGCCACCAAGCGCGCAUGGAAGCGAGGAUAAGAACACUACUAGUAGCGCUAAGAAGAAAAAGGGUAAGGCCAAGGACAAGGGUAAUGAUGAUGGUAUGAUCAGUCCGGAGAGCUUGUAA